GCCGCGUCGUUAUGUCGACCCAUAUCUUAACUCCAUCCACAUACUGCAAUAAUUGUAUUGUAUAUAUCUAUAUACCGACUCUGUAUCUAUAUAUGUAUACAUACAUACCUGUGUAUAUGUAGCGGCUUUGCAUGUUAAGACAUAGAUAAAUCGAGACGCGGAAAAUAGAAGUGAGAGGGGAAAAAAAAUCCUAAAAGCGCACCAAGAAAUAAUUAUUUUCUCUGCUCUUGAAAGCAAGAAUCAGCAUCAUGGUGACUCAAAGAUUGGAGAUUUGCAUCGAGCUGAUAAAGUUGGCCAUAGAUUUCGUCGCUGCCGUGGCCGAUGCGGUCGAGGGAGCCUUUUCCCGGCGAGAUACGUCGCCUUCUUUCGCCGUGAACGGUGGCCGGAGUAAUUACUCCGCCGUUCACGUUCCUCUUGUUGGGUUCCUCUCCUGAAUUAUUAUUAUUAUUUUUAUUUUAAAUUUAUCUCUUUAAUUCUUUGGCCUGAUUUGCCACGUGGGGUUUUGGAGACAAGGUAUGGAAUAUCUUGCUUGUAAUAAAGAAGAGACAGCACAACCAGAAGCCCUUGAGUUGCUCGAGAAUAGAAAUUGGUUGUCCUAAAUUAUUAUAUAUUUAAAGACAAGGUUCUUUUUUUUUA
Messenger RNA from Tarenaya hassleriana, 636 nucleotides. RefSeq lists its product as uncharacterized. The transcript has a single exon. The record is from RefSeq and is a predicted model, not a curated record. The coding region runs from base 249 to 434 and encodes 61 amino acids. NCBI's taxonomy places the organism in Eukaryota, Viridiplantae, Streptophyta, Magnoliopsida, Brassicales, Cleomaceae.